Molecule: messenger RNA, 3855 nt
Organism: Tachyglossus aculeatus (Australian echidna)
Lineage: Eukaryota; Metazoa; Chordata; Mammalia; Monotremata; Tachyglossidae
Gene: ITGA10
Product: integrin subunit alpha 10
Exons: 29
Coding region: 32-3541 (1169 amino acids)
Biological process (GO): integrin-mediated signaling pathway; cell-matrix adhesion; cell-cell adhesion
Cellular component (GO): integrin complex; external side of plasma membrane
Molecular function (GO): integrin binding
Source: RefSeq, a predicted model, not a curated record
CGGGCCAGAGGGUGCCACGGCCCAGGCCGCCAUGGACCGGACCCUUCCUCUGCUCCUGCUGGUCCUGCCGGGCCUCUGCGACGCGUUCAACCUGGACGAGCGUCGACCGAGGAUCUUCCGGGGCCCGCGGGAGGCCCAGUUCGGCUACAAGGUCCUGCAGCACGUGGCCGGAGGGCGGCGCUGGAUCCUGGCCAGUGCUCCCUGGGCCGGGCCGGCGGGUGACCGCAGGGGAGACGUUUAUCGCUGCCCCGUGGGAGGGGGUGCCAACGCUACCUGUGUCAAGGGUCACCUGGGUGAUUGGACGCUGGGAAACGCGUCGCGUCCCGCCAAAAACGUGCACCUGGGCAUGUCGCUGCUGCAGCCCGAGGCCUCGGAAGCGGCGGGAUUCAUGGCCUGCGCCCCGCUCUGGUCCCGGGCCUGCGGCUCAUCCGUGUUCAGCUCCGGGGUGUGCACCCGUGUGGACGAGGCAUUCCAGCUCCGGGAGACCCUGGCGCCCACCGCCCAGCGCUGCCCCACGUACAUGGACAUCGUGAUGGUGCUGGACGGCUCCAACAGCAUCUACCCCUGGGCAGACGUGCAGACCUUUCUGCGCAGGCUCCUCGCCAAGCUCUUCAUCGACCCCGAACAGAUCCAGGUGGGCCUGGUCCAGUACGGGGAGCGGCCCGUGCACGAAUGGAGCCUGGGGGAUUUCCGCACCAAGAACGAGGUGGUGCGGGCGGCGCGGAGCCUGAAGCGGCGGGAAGGCCGGGAGACUCGGACGGCGCAGGCCAUCCACAGCGCCUGCACAGAGGGGUUCAGUCCGAGCAGGGGGGGUCGCCCCGAGGCCACUCGGCUACUGGUGGUGGUGACAGACGGGGAGUCCCACGACGGGGAGGACCUGCCGGGGGCUCUGCGGGCCUGCGAGACGCUCAACGUGACGCGAUACGGCAUAGCGGUCCUGGGCCAUUACCUCCGCCGCCAGCGGGAUCCCGCCUCCUUCCUCCGCGAAAUCCGCGCUAUCGCCAGCGACCCGGACGACAAGUUUUUCUUCAACGUGACCGACGAGGCGGCCCUCACCGACAUCGUGGACGCCUUGGGAGACCGGAUCUUCGGCCUCGAGGGCUCCCACGAGGAGAACGAGAGCUCCUUCGGCCUGGAAAUGUCCCAGAUCGGCUUCUCCGUCCAUGCGCAGCCAGACGGGAUCCUGUUCGGCAUGGUGGGCGCCUAUGACUGGGGGGGGUCGGUGCUCUGGCUGUCGGGGGGCCGUCGCCUCUUCCCUCCCCGGGCCGCCCUGGAAGCCGAAUUCCCCCCCGCGCUUCAGAACCACGCGGCCUACCUGGGUUACUCCGUGUCCUCUCUGGUCCUCCCCGGGGGUCGCCGGCUGCUGCUGUCCGGGGCCCCGCGGUUCCAGCACCGGGGGAAGGUGGUCGCCUUCGAGCUCGGAGAGGACGGGACCGUGAGGGUCGCUCGCCGCCUCCUCGGGGAGCAGAUCGGAUCCUACUUUGGCAGUGAGCUCUGUCCCGUGGACGUGGACGGGGACGGGGUGACCGACGUCCUGCUGGUGGCCGCCCCCAUGUUCCUGGGCCCCCAGAACCGAGAGACUGGACGGGUGUACAUGUACAGCGUGGGCCAGGGCUCGCUGAGAGGGUCCGGCGUGCUGCGGGUGUGUCCGUGGCGGUGGGAUUCCUCCCCUCAGGACGCGCGUCUGGGCUGGGCGCUGGCCGUGGUCAGGGACGUGAACGCGGACGGCCUGGCCGACGUGGCGGUGGGCGCGCCGCUGGAGGACGGACACCGGGGGGCGCUCUACCUCUUCCACGGCGCCCGCCCCGACCGCCUCAGCCCCACCCCCAAGCAGCGGGUGGCGGCAGCCUCGCUGGCACAAGGCCUCAGUUACUUUGGACGGAGCGUGGACGGCCGCCUGGACAUGGACGGGGACCAGCUGGUGGACGUCGUCGUCGGGGCUCAGGGGGCAGCCGUCCUGCUCAGCUCCCGGCCCAUCGUCCACCUGUCCCCGUCGCUGUCGGUGACCCCCGCCGCCAUCAGCCUGCUGCGCCCAGACUGUCGCCGGCGCGGCCAGGCCGCGGCCUGCCUCACCGCCCGCCUCUGCUUCCGGCCUUCCUCGCGCUCCCCGGGCCGCUGGGACCCUCGCCUCCAGGUGCGCGUGUGGGCCGCGUUGGACGAGGCGGCGGCCGGGGCCCGGGCGGGCUUCGACGGGUCGGGCCCGCGCCUGGCCCCCAGGACCCUCCGGCUCUCGGUGGGAAACGUCACGUGCCACCCGCUCCACUUCCACGUGCUGGACACAACGGACUACCUGCGGCCCCUCGCCCUCGUGGUCAGCUUCGCCCUGGACCCCAGCCCCAGGCCGGAGCCCGUGCUGGACGAGGACUCUCCCUCCUCCCUGCGAAAGAUGAUCCCGUUCUUCAAGGACUGCGGCUCCGACGACCAGUGUGUCACCGACCUGGCGCUGCGGGCCCAGCUGGACGUCCACGGAUCCCGGCAGACCCCGUUCGUGGUGCGGGGCGGCGGGCGGCAGAAGGCAGCGGUGUCCGUGACGCUGGAGAAUCGGAAGGAAAAUGCCUACAAUGCCAGUCUGGACCUCAGUUUCUCCCGCAACCUCCACCUGGCCAGCCUCACCCUCCAGAGAGACGCCCCCGUGAAGGUGGAGUGCACGGCCCGCUCCGCCCACGCCCGCUCCUGCAGCGUGGGCCACCCGGUCUUCCAAGCAGGUGCCGAGGUAACCUUCCUCCUGGAAUUUGAGUUCAGCUGUACCACCCUCCAGAGCCGGGCCCUGGUGACGUUGACGGCCGGCAGUGACAGCUUGGAGGCCAACGCCACCCUCCGGGAUAACACCGUCCAGUUGGAGGUCUUCGUCCGGUACGAGCCGGACCUCGUGGUCUCCAGCGAGACGACCCUCCACCGCUACGAGGUCCACCCUCACGGGAUCCUCCCCGCCGGGCCGGGCCCCGAGUUCAAAACCACGUUCAGGGUGCAGAACUUGGGCUGCUUCCCGGUCGACGGCCUCCGGUUGUCCGCCCUCCUGCCGGCCGAGCUGCCCGGGGGCGGCCGCUUCCUGUCCGUGACCAGGGUCCUGGUGGACAACGCGAGCUGCGUCGUGGAGGACCUGCCGGAGCCCCCUCCCCGGGCCCCUCCGGCCGCUGCCCGGCCGCAGCGCUGGAACUGCAGCUGGACCCGCUGCCAAGCCGUGCGGUGCCACCUGGGCCGGCUGGCGAAGGGGGCCCAGGCCUCGGUGGGGUUGCUGCGGGCGGCCUACGACCACUUCUUCCGCAAGGCCCAGGUGAAGACGGUCACAGUGGUGAGCAGCUUCGAGCUGGGGACGGACAACGAAUUGCUGACCCUGCCCGAGGCCGCGCGGCGGAGAGAGAGCCUGCUAGAGGUGUUCCAGAUUCGACAGGUCCCCGUCUCGCUGUGGAUCUUUCUCGGCAGCGUUGUCGGGGGGCUGCUGCUUCUUGCCCUCAUCGUCUUCUGCCUCUGGAAGCUCGGGUUCUUCUCCCGCAAGAAAGUCCCUGAGGGAGAGGAGGAGACGGAGAGGCCGGAGCAGUGAACGGGACCCCCCCCCCCGGGGACCCCACACCCUCGUUCCAUGCGCCUGCAGUCCCCUGACCCCCGGGGAUAGGGGACGGAGGUGUAUGGGGGUGGGGGACGCCACCAGGCCUGGACCUGAGGAGGAGGAGGAGGAGGAGGAGGAGGAAGGGGACAGAUCAGCACCGAGAGACCCCCCCCCCCUUGCCCCCCACUUCUGGCUCCGGCAUCCGCUGGAUGGGAACCAGGCCUGGACCGGUCCAGCUGGACCCAAGGAAGAGGAGGAUGGGGAAGGGUCAGCACGGAGACACCCCCCCUUUUGCCCCCCACCUCGAC